This is a messenger RNA of Hansenula ciferrii, 1200 nucleotides long. RefSeq names its product glycosyltransferase family 32 protein. NCBI's taxonomy places the organism in Eukaryota, Fungi, Ascomycota, Saccharomycetes, Phaffomycetales, Wickerhamomycetaceae. Gene Ontology annotation, molecular function: alpha-1,6-mannosyltransferase activity. The coding region runs from base 1 to 1200 and encodes 399 amino acids. Gene Ontology annotation, cellular component: mannan polymerase complex. The transcript has a single exon. The record is from RefSeq and is a predicted model, not a curated record. Gene Ontology annotation, biological process: protein N-linked glycosylation.
AUGAUAAUCAAGAAUAAGAAGACCACUGCAAUAAUAUUAAUUUCAACAGUUUUAUUGACACUUUUUCUGAAAUGUGGUUCACAAUUUAAAUCUAUUGCAAAUAAACAUGCUCAACAGUUAUAUCUUAAAUAUUCAUAUGGUUCAGUUGAUGAAUAUAGAGUUGCUUCUUAUUCAAAUGAUGAGAUGGAUCAAAUUCGUCGAAAUCUAUCCAUACAUUUCCCAUAUAAGAAGAAUACAGAUGAGAUACCAAAAAACAUAUGGCAAAUUUGGAAAUCUGAUAAUAUCUCAACUUUGGAUGAAGGAUUACAAGACUUGAUUCAUUCUUGGAAAGAUCAAGAAAAUUUCACAUAUACAUUAGUUCAAGAUACUAAAUUAGGUGAAUUUCUUCAUGAUUCAUUUAUUGAUACUGCACCAGCUGUAUUGAAAGCUUUAGAUAAGUUACCAGAGAUUAUCUUGAAGACAGAUUUUGCUAGAUAUUUAUUCAUGUUUGCCUAUGGUGGUGUUUAUUCAGAUAUUGAUACUAGAUCAAACCAUAACAUUACAAAUUGGUUAUCAUAUAAUAAUACCAUAACACCAGAUUUACCGAACCAAGUUGGUCUCGUCAUGGGUAUUGAGAGUGAUAAUGACCAAAAAGAGUUCUAUAGAGGUGAAAUGGCAAGAAGGUUACAAUAUUGUCAAUGGACAUUACAAUCUAAACCUGGGCAUCCAAUGUAUAGAGAAUUGGUUUCUAGAAUUGUUGAUUUGACUUUAAAUCAUUUUGAUCCAGAGACAAUGACAUUAACAAAAGAUGGUAAAAAAUUUAAUUUGAAAAAAGGUUCUAGUACAAGAAUGGCAGGUAUAUUAGAUUGGACAGGUCCUGGGAUAGUUACAGAUGCGGUAUUUGAUUAUUUGAAUGAUGUUUAUAAAACAAGUGAAUUAUUAAAUCCAGAAUUGGAUUUCAAAAAUGAUAAAAUGAUUGAUCCAAAUAGAGAAUUGAAUUUGUUUUCAAGAGUUAAAUAUCAGUUACAAAGAGGGUUUAUUAAUAAUGGAUAUGAUCCAUUGGAAAGACCACUUGGAUGGCAAAAUUUUACCAAACAAGUAAGACCAAUUCUUUUCGAUGAUGAUGUUUUACUAUUACCACAGAAAUCGUUUGCUGGUUUUGAUGGUGGUCCUUUGAACUAUGUUAGACAUUUUUUCAAAGGUACUUGGAAGAAUAACUAG